AUGCCGACGGCAGUGGAAUUAGCAGUGACCCGCCUCAAUCUUUGUCUGGGUGCUGAACGUCAACUACUCGCGCAAAAUUGUCCAAAGCGUCGUCUUCCUGUGACGAUUGUCACUGGUUUUCUUGGAGCUGGCAAAACGUCGUUGUUGCAGUAUAUUUUACAGUAUAAAUUGAACUUACGCAUCGCUUGUGCCAUAAGUGACUUGGCUGCCAUUAAUAUCGACGCGUUACUAGUGACGAAUGAGUUCAAUGACAAUAGUAAUAAAGUUUUUGCACUGAAAGCUGAUCCGGAUACAAGUGUAGACACAUUUAAAGACGCCGUGUGGCAAAUUCUUAACGAAGAUGAUGAUGAUGCAGCAGCACCUUUGGAUCAUGUGGACUACCUCGUGAUGGAGACUAGCGGUACAAUGGACCCAACGCAAUUGGUGGCAGCAGUGCAAGAAAAGUUUGGCAAGAUGACACGUGCGCGUCUGGAUUCGGUGGUGACAGUGGUGGAUGGAGAUGUUGUGGCUCAAGAUGCAGCUAAAGAAAUUAAACCAUGCGCUGUAGCUGUUCGACAGCUGCAAUGUGCAGAUGUGGUGCUGCUGAACAAGGUGGACUUGCUCGAUGAGAAGAAGCUCAAGAUUGCUCGACAGAUAAUAAAGCAGUAUGCUCCAAAUGCUCGAGUCUACGACACGGUCCAUAGUCAAGUUUACUUGCCACAUGUGCUCGAUAUUGCGCUACCAGAGGAAGCAUUUAGUGGGGGCGUUAGCCACGAAAAGGUGCAAGCGCAAUGGAAGACAGGGAUAUUGGAAAAUGGCGCCGUUAGUCCUGCGCCUAGUCGUCUUCGAGUGAAGCAAGGACAGGUAGCAGAGCCAAAUGCUAGCGCAACGCCUUCACAAUCAUUCGCAUCGGUUGCAUUUGAAAGCACUACACCGACUCCACUCUCUGCUGUGCACGACUGGGUGCAGCAUCAUCUUCCUGAAGGAACAUUGCGUGCUAAGGGAGUCCUGUACAUAGCCGAGUUACCGAUAUACCGCUUCGUAGUGCAGCUCAGCGGUAAGCGGCGACUAGAGGUCGAAAAUGCUGGCGUUUGGAAAUCAUUACCGAAGACACAGUUUGUCGUGAUUGGUCUUAACAGUACCAGCAACAGUGGUGAAGAGCCCUUUGAUGAAGUGAAGGCUUAUAAUAGCCUUGCCACUUGCUUUGCAAAAUCUACGGACCAGUUGACAGUAGAAGACAAAUCAAUUCGUGAUGAAAUUCAAACAAAACUUGAAGCGAACGAGUUCUUUGAAAUGCUGAUCUUUUCUGAGCAAUCUACAAUGGUUGCGUUCCGCUUAAUGUGUCCGACGUCGAGGUUGGACGAGACGAUGCUUCAUCACCACCAUCACGUAGAUACAAACGAGUUGACCAAGCAGCUGGUGCAAGACGUGAAUGCCUCAGGUGGUGGGUCGUUACUGCUCUACGCUUGUAAUUUGAGCCUUACCGACAAUGAGGAAGAACAAGUGUAUGCUGUAGCCUCCAACAUUGGCGCUGCGUCAGUUUUGACCAUGUGGAACGAGCUCAAUUCGUGCGCAGAACAGAUUAUCAAUGAGUGUCACAUGUUGCAUACACACAAUAUCAUGUGUAGUCAGUCACACGACUAA
Peronospora belbahrii is the source of this 1623-nucleotide messenger RNA. The record is from the annotation of a GenBank genome assembly. Lineage: Eukaryota; Oomycota; Peronosporomycetes; Peronosporales; Peronosporaceae.